AUGAAGGUGGAGAAAGAUGCUCGUGCAUGUUAUGCAGAAACAAUUGAUCAUUACAACUCAGAACAACUUGUGAAAAUUUUGGUUAUUGAUGGCUGCUUUAUUAUUGAGUUGUUCCGCAAGAGCACUUAUCAACUCCUUAGAGGACUAGGUGACCCCAUUUUCAGCAGGCCCAAUAUGUUUCAAUUUCUGCACCAUGACUUGAUGUUGCUAGAAAACCAAGUACCUUGGAUGGUACUUGAGCGUUUGUUCAACUUGACAAUGAAUUCUUGCGACGACGAAAAUCCCCUAACUAUCCUUGCCAUGAAGUUCUUCGAAACCAUCCAUUUAUCAAGAAGAAUGCCUCCCCGGGAUCAGGUUAUCAAUAUCAAAGGCAUCAAGCAUUUUGUUGAUCUGUUCAGGAAAAUUUCAAUUAUAUCAAGCACUGAUCCCCGACCAAGUCAGCGUAUCAAUAUCGAAUGCAUUAAGCGUUUUGUUGAUUUGUUUCGAAAAUUGGCAACUUUAUCGAGUUCUCAGUUCGGGAAAUUGUCAACUUCAUCAAGUACCCUGUUUCGGAAAUUGUCAACUUUAUCAAGUGCUAUGUUCAGGAUAUCAAGUAUUGAAGAAGAGAGAGGGAGCCGACGAAGAUGGGAGUUCCUGCCUUCUGCUACGAGCCUUGUGGAGUCUGGAAUCAAAUUUAAAAGGGGCUCGUCUAAAACCAUAUUGGAAGUAAAAUUUAAUGAUGGCAUUAUAGAAAUUCCUCCAUUUGAAAUUGACGAGAUAACAGAAACCGUCUUUCGAAAUCUCAUCAGCUAUGAACAAUGUCUCUCCUACAGCUACUCCACUCAUAGGAUCACUUCCUAUGCCAUACUCCUAGACAGCCUCAUUAAUACUUCCGAGGACAUAGAUAUUCUGUGCAAGAAUGAGAUAAUUGAUAACUGGUUGAAUCCUGAGGAUGCGGCCCAACUCUUCAACAAGCUUUACCUUGACACUUUAGUGAGGUACCGUUAUGAUGAUCUAUGCAGGCAAGUGAAUAGUUAUUGCCGACGCAGGUGGCCUAGAUGGCGUGCAGUGCUUGCGCACAAUUAUUUCAACACUCCAUGGGCUUUUUUUUCGACAUUAGCAGCAUUUAUCCUGUAGGUGCUGACGUUGUUACAAACUGUGUACA
Messenger RNA from Corylus avellana, 1144 nucleotides. Lineage: Eukaryota; Viridiplantae; Streptophyta; Magnoliopsida; Fagales; Betulaceae. The record is from RefSeq and is a predicted model, not a curated record.